AUGGCCAACAGCUGCGCGAGCCUUGACACCACCUGGUCCCACCUCCCCGCUCCCGCCCCGGCUCCCUGGCCAUACGCCGCCUGGUUCUCCCCCGCCGCCGCCGCCUUUGAGAACGACGCGCUCGCCACCGCGCUCGCUCGCGCCUCCGCCUCGCCGUCCUCCCCGACCCCUUCCUCCUCCACGACCACCACCUCCUCCGCGUCCGAGCUGUCCUGCACCCCGUACGACGCGCCCGCGCUGCCCGCCGUAAGCUGCAGGCCAGCCUCGGCGGCGGCGGCGGCGCGGCACUGCACGGGCCGCGUCUCCAAGCGGAAGCCCCGGGUGUCCCGCCGCCCGCAGACCACGUACAUCACCGCCGACCCGGCCAACUUCCGUCGCAUGGUGCAGGAGAUCACCGGCUACGCCCUUCCCGGCGCGGAGAGAGCCUCCGCCGUGCCAGCGCCGCCCCGGGCGGACCCGCUCGCUUUCGUGCUCCCGACGCUGGACACGUCCGCCUGCUUCUUGCUGGACCAGGGCCAGGCGCCCUCGCUGCCGCAGCAGCGUUGGGAGGACAAGACGUCGGGCGGAGCGGCGGCGGCGACAGCAAUGCCCGCGAUGGCGGACGACUCGUCGCUGCGGCUGAUGCAGGAGCUGGAGGCCAUGGUGAGCGCGCCGCCCGCCGUGUCCUCCUUCCCGACGUUGGAGAGCUGGGGGAUGAUCUGA
This is a messenger RNA of Triticum turgidum subsp. durum (durum wheat), 702 nucleotides long. The record is from the annotation of a GenBank genome assembly. Lineage: Eukaryota; Viridiplantae; Streptophyta; Magnoliopsida; Poales; Poaceae.